Molecule: messenger RNA, 4604 nt
Organism: Myripristis murdjan (pinecone soldierfish)
Lineage: Eukaryota; Metazoa; Chordata; Actinopteri; Holocentriformes; Holocentridae
Gene: gria3a
Product: glutamate receptor, ionotropic, AMPA 3a
Exons: 16
Coding region: 373-3036 (887 amino acids)
Biological process (GO): monoatomic ion transport
Cellular component (GO): membrane
Molecular function (GO): signaling receptor activity; ligand-gated monoatomic ion channel activity
Source: RefSeq, a predicted model, not a curated record
CAACUCACCUCCCUCCCUCCUCUCUCUCUCUCUUUCUCUCUCUCUCUCUCUCUGUGGCCCAUUUGAAUGAUCCUCAUCCAUAAUAAGACCCCGCUUCUCCUCUCCUCCUCCACCACCACCACCACCACCACCACCACCAUCUUUGCAGAUAAAGUCAGUGCCUUUUGAUUUUUUCCCAACAGCAGAAGAUUGGCGGUGCAGUUGCGCUGACACGCAUCCACCGUGGUUGCACGCAGUGAGGGAGACAGCGCGAGAGAGCCGACGCAUCUUUAUCUUGUGGAUUUCUUUGCGCAUACAGCCAGUGUACAUGGUUUUCCCUGCUUUUCCUCUGUCACAUUCACACCAGGAGUUGAUUUCAGUUGCCGGAGAAAAAUGUGGCAUCGCACAAGAGCGGCGGUCCUUAUUUUGCUGUAUUUUUUUCUGGGGCAAUCGCUCGCAGGGUUUCCAAAUCAAAUCAAUAUUGGUGGACUGUUCAUGCGCUCUACAGUGCAGGAGCACAGCGCCUUCAGGUUUGCUGUCCAACUGUAUAACACCAACCAGAAUGUGACGGAGAAACCCUUCCACCUCAAUUACAAUGUAGACAACCUCGAGUCCUCCAACAGCUUCUCUGUCACGCACGCCUUUUGCUCCCAGUUCUCCCGAGGAGUUUAUGCCAUCUUCGGCUUCUACGACAAGAAGUCCAUGAACACGCUGACCUCUUUCUGUGGGGCACUGCACACCUCCUUCAUCACGCCCAGCUUCCCCACUGACGCCGAUGUGCAGUUUGUCAUCCAGAUGAGGCCCAGCUUGCGAGGAGCUGUUCUCAGUCUCCUGGAACACUACAACUGGGAGAGGUUUGUCUACCUUUACGACACAGAGAGAGGUUUUGCAAUCCUCCAGGCCAUCAUGGAGUCGGCAGUAGCCAAUAACUGGCAGGUGACGGCGCGCUCGGUGGGGAGCAUUGUGGACCCCACGGAGUACAGACGCAUCAUCGAGGAGAUGGAUCGCCGGCAGGAGAAACGCUUCCUCAUCGACUGUGAGGUGGACAGGAUCAACUCCAUACUGGAGCAGGUGGUGAUCCUGGGAAAAAACAGCAGAGGAUACCACUAUAUGCUUGCCAACCUGGGUUUUUCUAACAUGAGCCUGGACAAGGUUUUCUCUGGUGGAGCCAACAUCACAGGCUUCCAGAUCAUCAACCCAGACAACCCAGUUGUCCAGCAGUUCGUCCAGCGCUGGGAACGCCUGGAUGAAAGAGAAUUUCCCGAAGCCAGAAACACUCCGCUGAAGUAUACAUCAGCGCUGACCCACGAUGGCAUCCUGGUGAUUGCGGAAGCCUUCCGAUACCUUCGGCGGCAGCGAGUGGACGUUUCUCGCAGGGGGAGUGCUGGUGACUGCCUGGCGAACCCCGCUGUGCCCUGGAGCCAAGGCAUCGACAUAGAGAGGGCUCUCAAAAUGGUCCAAGUACAAGGUAUGACAGGCAACAUCCAGUUUGACACAUUUGGUCGGAGAUCCAACUACACAAUUGAUGUGUACGAGAUGAAGUCAGGGGGUCCCAGGAGGAUCGGCUACUGGAACGAAUACGAAAAAUUUGUAUAUAUAAUGGAUCAGCAGGUCACCAACGAGUCCUCUUCUGUGGAAAACCGAACAAUUGUGGUCACUACUAUUAUGGAAGCUCCGUAUGUGAUGUACAAGAGAAACUAUAUGCAGCUGGAAGGGAAUGACAGAUAUGAAGGCUACUGUGUCGAUUUAGCUUCUGAAAUUGCAAAGCAUGUGGGGAUAAAGUAUAAGCUGUCGAUAGUUUCGGAUGGCAAGUACGGAGCCAGAGAUCCAGAGACCAAGACGUGGAACGGGAUGGUGGGUGAAUUGGUGUAUGGGAGAGCUGAUAUAGCUGUGGCUCCGCUAACUAUAACAUUGGUACGGGAAGAGGUGAUAGACUUCUCUAAGCCCUUUAUGAGCCUGGGCAUCUCCAUUAUGAUAAAGAAGCCUCAAAAGUCCAAGCCUGGGGUGUUUUCCUUCCUGGACCCACUGGCCUAUGAGAUUUGGAUGUGUAUAGUGUUUGCCUAUAUCGGCGUGAGUGUGGUGCUCUUCCUGGUCAGCCGUUUCAGCCCCUAUGAGUGGCAUCUGGACGAGAACGAUGAGGCCAAAGACCCCCAGAGCCCCCCUGACCCUCCCAACGACUUUGGGAUUUUUAAUAGCCUGUGGUUCUCGCUGGGCGCCUUCAUGCAGCAAGGAUGCGAUAUCUCACCAAGGUCUCUGUCUGGGCGAAUUGUUGGAGGAGUGUGGUGGUUCUUCACCCUCAUCAUCAUCUCCUCCUACACGGCCAACCUGGCUGCCUUCCUCACCGUGGAGAGGAUGGUCUCUCCUAUAGAAAGUGCGGAGGACCUGGCCAAGCAGACAGAGAUUGCCUACGGGACUCUAGACUCAGGCUCCACCAAGGAGUUCUUUAGGCGCUCCAAAAUAGCAGUUUAUGAGAAAAUGUGGUCAUACAUGAAAUCGGCUGAACCCUCAGUGUUUGCCAAGACAACACCAGACGGGGUUGCCCGGGUGCGCAAGUCGAAGGGCAAGUUCGCCUUUCUUCUCGAGUCCACUAUGAACGAGUACAUAGAGCAGCGGAAGCCAUGCGACACCAUGAAAGUGGGCGGCAACCUCGACUCUAAGGGCUAUGGUGUGGCUACACCUAAAGGCUCUGCAUUAAGAAAUGCUGUUAACCUGGCAGUGUUAAAACUGAAUGAGCAAGGCCUCUUGGACAAAUUGAAAAACAAAUGGUGGUACGACAAGGGAGAGUGCGGCAGCGGGGGAGGUGACUCUAAGGACAAGACAAGUGCACUAAGCCUGAGCAAUGUGGCUGGAGUCUUCUAUAUUCUGGUUGGAGGGCUUGGCCUGGCUAUGACUGUGGCUUUGAUAGAGUUCUGCUAUAAGUCACGGCAAGAAACCAAAAGACUCAAGCUGGCAAAGAAUGCCCAAAACUUUAAGCCAGCCCCUCCGUCUAACACCCAGAAUUAUGCCACGUACCGAGAAGGCUACAAUGUGUAUGGAACAGAGAGCGUUAAGAUCUAAACGAGGUGAAACGCGUCCCUUAUCCCACUGGUGCGUCUGGAUGAAAGACACAGCCGCUCUGUGUGAACUCAACACACUGAGGCUGUCGUCCUGGAGGCAGCAGCCCUUUGUCAUCAGCUUGGACACAAGCCCAAUGUCAACAAGUGCUCAUUCUGGGUUGCAAAGCCUGUCACAUUAACGGAGGGCAAUGACGCAACAGGACUCGUGCUUCUGGAAAUAUGGGACAUGCCUCUUGUAGUGCCUUAUGGAGCAUUCAGCGUCAUGGCAAUGCAAUUAAAAUUUAAUCCACUUGAAAAAUAAUAUGUAUCUGGAAUUAGGGCAAAACAUUGCUUCAAAAAGAAAAUUAGAUGAACUGUUGUAAUUUGUUUUUUGGGGGAAAGUUGUGUUUUCUAUUUGGACGAGAAAAGAAAGCCAUGAUUUGCAAUCCAAACAUCCGGGAGUACUUAUUAAGUCAUUUGAAUCCUUUACAGACAUAUUUUUGUGGUGAAAUCUUUAAGUUGGAUAAAUGUUAUAUUUAGUGAAGUAAAGUCAUUUUCUUAUUUUGCUAUAAGACUAUUUUCAGUGUCAUAAUAUUUAGGACAAGCUCAAUCAAUAGGAUAAGGAUCAAUUAAACUGACAAUAUUUUACCCCUUUUUUUUUUUUUUUUUUUUUUACUCUGAAAAUGUGGAUAAUAUGAAACUAGUGGUCAUCUCAAAUUGCUUAGGUGCUUUGUUGAUUUUCAAAGCCUGUUGGACAACAUCAUAUACGACUGUCUUUGUAUUCAACUAGAUGCUUCGGUUUAAAUCGACUACAGUGAGAUUACAUUUGUCGCAACUGCCAAAAUUUUGAACCAAGAACAUUUUUUUUUAUUGAAAUGAGGUCUGCUUUUAAUCACUUAGUGCCAUAUUGUUGAAAUGAAAUCUUCAAAAGAACAGUAAUACUUUUUUCUGUAGAGAAUAGGAGAGUGCUCCCUUUUUUAAGUACCAGUAUAUUCAAAUGGUUUCAUUAAAGCUUAUGGCCUCGGUCAACACUUUGUACACACUUAGAAGCCGUUCUCAUGUAAAUGCAAUAUCCGCAGCUGUGAAUCUCGACAUUUUGAUAAACGAUAACACACACCAUAGCUUAUCUGGUUGUUUUAAAGCUUUCUGUGUCUAUGCAUAAUGCAGAAACGUCAGCUGGUGAACUGUACAUUGAGGAAGGAGCCGAGGAUGAAAACAGCUUGUGUCUGUGUGAAUGGCAUUUUUUUUGUUAUCAACUUAAGGAAAACCUAGAAAUGCUACAAAUCAUGUACGCCUACGUUUGUUUGGUAUCCUUUUUUCCCCCCCUCCCCAAAUAAAGUGCAUGUGAAUUUGGUGGGAACUUCACCAAACCGCGACCUGAAAUGGACCCUGGUUAAGCUUAGCCCUACCAUCACACGAUUUGAUCUGGUUUGUUUUUCCUCUCUCUCUCUUUUUUGUUUUGUUUUCAAUUUAUCUGUAACUGCACCUCAACAAUGAGAGCUGCAUGUAUGGACAAUGAUGAGCCUCUUUGGAGAGGUCAUGUACAAAGGAUUUUAUUACAUUUCCUAAAUAAAAGCAGGUUUAUAUUCA